AUGUAUCGAUCAACUAAGGGAGCGUCCAAGGCUCGAAGGGACCAAAUCAACGCAGAGAUUCGGAACCUGAAGGACUUGCUGCCUAUCUCAGAUGCGGACAAAGCAAGACUGUCAUACCUUCACAUCAUGUCGCUUGCCUGCAUGUACACCAGAAAAUCUGUCUUUUUCUCACAAGAAUCGGGAACUGCUGGCAGUCUCGAAGAAAGCGCGAGGUUUCUGUCUUUCCAUGAGCUGUCGGAGUUGGUGCAGGAGCUGCCGGGCUUCCUGCUCCUGUUAAGCGGGGAAGGGAAGCUCCUGUACCUGUCGGACGGCGUCUCCGAGCACCUCGGUCACUCGAUGGUGGAUCUGGUUGCCCAAGGUGACAGUGUGUAUGAUAUCAUUGAUCAGACGGACCACUUCACCAUGAGGACCAACCUUGCAACUCCCACUUCACCUGAGACAGAUCGUCUGUUCCGUUGUCGUUUCAACACCUCCAAGUCUGUGCGCAGGCAGAGCGCUGGGAACAAGCUGGUUCUGAUCCGGGCCCGCUGCCUGUCUUCUCCUCCCUCCGCUGCCGCCUCCGGCUCCUACUGGACCUCCAACCCUGUCUGGGUGUGCUUCUGUUCCCCUCUGGAGCCCCUUCCAGCCCGGCCCAGCGCUGGGGGAGAGAGGGACCCCUCUUCCAGCCCUCCCCCUGUUGAGAGCAACUUCCUUCUAGCCUGCUUCCAGUCCGCACACGGUCGCGACAUGAGGCUGCAGAGCGCACACGACAGUGUGAGUACGUACCUGGGCUUUGAUGUGCCUGCCCUGCGCUCACGCUCCUGGUACAGCCUGGUCCACCCUCAGGACCUGUCCCACGCCUCGGCCCAGCACUGCAGUCUGUUGAGAGAGGGAGGCGAGGGCAGGGCUGAGAUGGUGGUGCGCGUGGAGGCGGAGGACCACUCCUGGGUCUGGCUCUACAUGGUGCUCCAGCUGGAGGAAGGAGACUGCCCCAUCAGCAGCAACAACUUUGUCAUCAGCGAAGCGGAGGCGUGGUCUGUGCGGCAGCAGCUGAGCUCUGAGCAGACCCAGCUGACCCUGGUUCUGAGCACCAGCACCGGACAGGACAGCCUGGGCCUGCAGUCCCCCGACACCCUCUCCAGCCCAGACCAGGUGUUCACCCCCAGCAGCAGCGGCCUGUCCGCCCAGUCCUUUGACUUCAGCACAGCUGGCUGCAGUGUGGGCUCAUCCGACGAGCCAGGGGGCACCAGCGUGGAGCCCAUGCAGCUGGAGCGCGAUCCCCGCUCCAGCAUUUCCUCCCUGGAGGAGGACACCUUCUUCCAGCAGCAGCAGCAGAAGAGUUCUGACCCCGCUGAAAGCCCCUCGGUCGCCUCGUCUCCUACCCCGGUUACUGUUGCCACUGUGGCAGAUUUGGACUUCCUUACCCAGAACAUUCUUCUGCCCCCUUCGUUCCAACUCGAACCCCCACUGCCUGUACUGCCCCUUCCCCUCCCACCACUGCCCUCCUCCCAAGUCCAGCAGUCCAAAGAGUUUGUGUGCACGCCCCCCUACACGCCCCAGCUGGGGUCGGGCUCCAGCUUCCUGUUUGGCGAGCCUCUCUUCAGCUUUGACCCCACUGGCACCACCACUCCCCCGCCUUCCACGACCACAGCCACCUCCACCACGUCCAUUGCCCCCUCCGUCUCCCCUUCAGCCCCUCCCACCACCGCCUCCAGCCCUGUUCCCCCUAGCAGCUUAUCCACCCUGCUGCCCCUGGCCCUGCCUAUCCCCUCCACCGAUCUGCUCUUCCCUGUAGAGCCCUGCAGUGGCUCCCUUUAUGAGAAGUUGCCCCCUACCCCUGAUAGCCCUGGAGAUGGGGACUGCACAGUGAUGACCCUGCCUGAGGUCCGGGGGCCCCUGUAUGUAGACGUACCCCUAGGGCCCCUCCAAUACCCCCCCGAUGGCCUCCUCACCCCCGAGGCUUCCCCCGGUAAACAGCCCUGCCUCUCCUUCUUCUACCUGGAGAGAGAGAGGGAGAAAGAGAGGGCCGAGAUCUCUCUCCUAGCUCAGCACAUCAGCUCCCUAGCAGAGGGAUUCUACCUGGACCCUCUCUUAUCCAAGCUGUCUCCACCCUCCAUGUCUCCCUCCUCCUCCCCUCCCUCCCCCACCACAGACUCCUCUGGCGUUGAGUCAGUUCACAUGCUAGGGGAGUUUUACCCCAUCAAAGCAUGGAGAGGCCUGGACUUCCCGAUAUUCCCUGAUGACGAUGACUCUCUGUUUGAAGAGAGCAUCUUAGAAACCCUUCUUGAGGACUUCACCUCCUCUCCACCCCUCUCCCCCAGCCUCACCCCCCCCUCUCCCUCCUCUACCCCUUUGGCCUCUCCCUCCCUCCCUGUGUGCUGGCACCCACCCUCCAACUUUGAGGGAUUCAGCCACUUCUGUAGCGUCCAAUCGGCGCACUCUAAUUCCAGGGCCGGGCGCGGGGCGGCCGUGGUUGGCGAGGCAGGCGGGAUGGUGGCAGAGGGGGAGGGGCUGGUAGAGGAGGCCAUGGAGAUUGAGGUGGUGGUGUCAUCACCCCUGUCCUCCUGCUCCUCUAUCCCAGAAUCCCCUCCCCUGAUCCUCACCGCCUCCCCCUACUCCUCACCUGCCCCCACCACACCCGUCACCCCGCCCGCGCCCGCGGUGUCUUACGCCCAGUCCCUCCUGGAGGAACUGGCCGUCCUGGAACCCAUGUUUGGGGCAGGUGCCUCGAUCGCCCCCGGCCUGGGGCAACAACCUGAGUUGUAUCAACUCCAGUGUCAUCCGUCGCCACAGUGCUUCCACAAUGAUGGGAGUGGAAGUGUUCCUCCGUUCUAA
Hypomesus transpacificus is the source of this 2814-nucleotide messenger RNA. RefSeq names its product neuronal PAS domain protein 4a (gene npas4a). NCBI's taxonomy places the organism in Eukaryota, Metazoa, Chordata, Actinopteri, Osmeriformes, Osmeridae. Bases 1 to 2814 code for a protein of 937 amino acids. The record is from RefSeq and is a predicted model, not a curated record. Gene Ontology annotation, biological process: regulation of transcription by RNA polymerase II. The transcript is spliced from 8 exons. Gene Ontology annotation, molecular function: DNA-binding transcription factor activity, RNA polymerase II-specific; RNA polymerase II transcription regulatory region sequence-specific DNA binding; protein dimerization activity.